GCUUCCCCACCCCAAACUGGCUAUGUCAGCUGUACCAGUCCUUCCCUCCAGCUCCCUAACACCAUCUGCCUGACCUGAGCUUUGCCAUGUUGCUGCCACUGCUGGGUGCCUGUGCCGUACUGGGGCCGUUCCAUGGCCCAGAGUGGGAGCCAGUGCAGGGUCUGCUCCCUGAGGAUCGCAGCUGCAGGGACCCUAGGUGCCGAGGCAACCUGUUUGUCCUCUGUCUCUUUCUGAUCUGGCAGAUGCGGCACUAUUGGCGCCAGGUCACCAGGACCCGCCCCAACAGGAGGAAUGUCAACAAGGUGCCACCACAGAAGUUGGCAGUGCCCUCCAUGAGACAUGAAACUUUCUUCAGGCCAACUCCUGAAUUCUUCCUCAGUCCUGGCAAGUUCAGGGGCCUGGAUGCUCAUGUCCAACAGUGGACACAAAAGAAGAGAUGGGGAUACCAGAGGAGGCUCCAGGAGUCAUGGGCCCAGUACCUGCUCUCUCCACAACACCUGUGUCAGGGCCUAUCUUGGGGUGCCCACACACACUCUGAGCCCAUCUUUUGUACCACCUCCUUUUCAAGCACCUGUCUGCUCCCUCAGGGAAGUUCCUGGAAAGCAUGUCAGGUACCCUGGUGUCUCAGUGAUGGGUGGACUCACCCUGCCUUGGACAUGUGCCAAAACAUGGAGCAGCUACUGGUUCACUCCCAGGGAAAGUUGGUGCCACUGGAACCUGUCAUCAGCAUGAGGUCCUGUCCCACCUCCAUGACCUUAGCCACCUCUCUUCCAAACCUCCCUUCAGCUCAGAGGCUACAGUUCUGCCCCAGAGAGUUCCUGCCUGAUCUUUCCAACCAGCUACUAGGAAUGCGUACCUGGAAGUCUUGGGACUGCCCACAAGAGGCCUGGGCUCCAAGGGGUGAAAAACAGACCGUAGGCAGUGGGGACAGUAGAGAGAUCCAGGCUCCAGAGUGGGUGAGCCAGAGAGUGAGCAGAGGGGCAGAUACUUGGGAAAUUCAGGCAUCUGGGAGGCAACUUCCCAUAGCCUUUGGUAUGGAGGAUGAUGCAGAGACUAAGGUCCUGGAAUAUGAAAACCAGAGACUAGUAAUAAGUGAAACUGAUGGCGAGAUCCUGACACCAGGGUGGGAGAAGCAGGACCAGAUGGGAGUCAAGAAUAGAGUCAAAAUUCAGGAACUUGGGAAGAGAAACCCAAGGGAAGCUGGAAGUAAGAAUCCUCCUGAAACCCAAGCACAUAAGGGAGAGAACCAAGAACACUUAAGAUGUAAAACUGAUGCAGAGACUCAAACACCAGAGUGGGGGAACCAGGGUAAGAAUGGAGGUGAGGAUGCUGUGGAGAGGAAAAACAAGAAACAGGCCAGAGGGGAGGAUAAGGGAGAGAUCCAGGCUCAAGGAUUGGGGAAGCAGGACCAGACUGGAGGUGAGAAUGGUGGGGAGACCCAGAUGCCAGAGUGGGGGGAACAAGACCAGAUUGGAGGUGAUGCUGGUGCAGGAAUUCAGACAGAAGAUGGAAGAAACAAGGAUCAGGUUGGAGGUGAGGAUGCUGUGCAGGAACAAGACCAGAUUGGAGGUGAUGCUGGUGCAGGAAUUCAGACAGAAGACGGAAGAAACAAGGAUCAGGUUGGAGGUGAGGAUGCUGUGCAAACGCCGUCAUUCAGGAAGGAGAACCUGGGAGAAGUGAAAAAAGAGGAUGGUGUAGAGGCCCAGGCCCUGGAGUGGGGAAAACAGGAAUACAUUGGAAGUGAGGAGGUUACAGAGAUCCAGACACCAGGGUGGGAGAAGCAGGAUCAGGGUGGAAGUGAGAAAGCCUGGAAGACCCAAACAUCUAGAGGAGAGAACCAGAAAUUAUUAAAACAUGACAUUCAACUGGGCUGGGAAAACCAAGGCCUGGGAAGAGACAAGAAUGCCGAGGAAACCCAGAUAAUGAGCAGGAAGAAGCUCAAGGAGAUAAGAGAGGAGGAUUGGGUGGUGAUCCAGGCACCAUGCUGGGGAAACCGGACACUGGUGGCAAGUGAAACUGAUAAACAAUUCGAAAUACCAUGUUGGGCGUAUCAAAACCAGAUUGGAGGAGACCACAGAGCAGAAAUUCAGGCACCAGAGAAGACAGACCAUAGAAAGGAUGGAGACGAGGAUGGUACAAAUACUCUGGCACCCAAGGCCAAGAACCAGGAACAAUUAAGAGGUGAAACUCAUACAGAGACCCAUCUAGCAGGGAGGAAGAACCAGGAGCAGUUUGGAGAUGACAGUGGUACAGACAUUCAGGCACUAGGGCCAAGAAACCUGAAAGGGGUUAAAGGUGAGGAUUAUAAAGAGACCCAGCAACCUGGGGAAGAAAAUCAGGGUCAGUUAGGAAAUGAAUUUAAUGGAAAGGUUCACAUACCAAAGUGGAAGAAUCAGGAACAUUUUAAAGGCGAGGACGGUGCAAAUACCCAGACAUCUGAGGCAGAGAACUGGGGCGAAUUAACAAGUAAAAUUGAUGGAGAAACCCAUUCAGCAGGAUGGAAGACCCAGACAACUGAGGCAGAGAACUGGGGCGAAUUAACAAGUAAAAUUGAUGAAGAAACCCAUUCAGCAGAAUUGAAGAAAGAGGAGCAGAUUGGAGGUGAGAAUGGUGCAGAAAUUCAAAUACAAGGGAAGAGAAACCUAAGUGAAGUUAUAGGUAAGGAUGGUGCAGAGAUCUGGGCACCUGGGAAAGAAAAUCUUGAUAGAAAGAUCGUUUUAUCAGAGUGGAAGAACCAGGAGCAGAUGGGAGGUGAGACUGAAACAGAAACUCAGGCCCCAGAGAAGAGAAACCAGAGAGAACCUGGAGAUGAGGAUCACGUAAAGACCCAGAGCCCAGAGAGCGAGAACCAGGGACAGUUAGGUAGUGAAAAUGGAGGAAGCCACUCACCAGGGAGGAGGAACUGGGAGCAGACUGGAGGGAAGAACAUUACAGAAAAUCAGGCAUCAGAGAAGAGAAACCAGAGAGAGGCUGGAAGUGAGGAUGGUAGAAAGAUCCAGAGACUUAGGGAAAAGAACCAGAGACUCUUAAAAAGCAAAGUUAAUGAAAAUGCCUGUUCAUUAGAGUGGAAGAACCAGGAACAGAUUGGAGGUGGGAAUGAUGAAGAAAGUCAAAUACAAGGGACAAUAAACCCGAGAGGAACCACAGGUGAUGAUGGUACAGAGACCCAGGCUCCUGGGAAAGGGGACCAGGGACAGUUAAGAAGUGAAAUUGAUGGAGAGAUCCAGGCACAAGGGCAAGGAAACCAGAAAGAGGGUGGAGAUGAGGAUGCUGCAGAACUCCAGGAUGUUGGGAGCCAGAGAAAAUGCAGAGCUGAGGAUGCUGGAGAGCCUCGAGAACCAAUGGGAGGAAGCAAGGAUCAGGUGAGAGGAAAGGAUAUUGCCAGGGCUAGUCUCCAGGCUGACUGUUCUGGGAGUGAGGGGCCCACAGGUAGGCAGCACAGCCCAGCACGGCCUCCAGCCUUCACUGGUUCUGGAUAUGGGUCCACGGAACCGGAACAGACAGUGGCUGUGAACGGUUUAGCCCCUGCUCCCUGUCCUGAGAUGAAGCCUCUGGCCAGCCAGGGCACAGCCCCUCCCAGGCAGCACAGAGCGGGGGUCAGUCCAGCCUCCCAGCAGGGGAUUCAGGCCCAAUCUAAAUCCCAGAGAAGAAGACAAAGGGACAAAAGGGUGGAUGCAGAGAAGGCUUCCAGCCCCACUGGGCAGCCCUGGAGCCAUGUGCCCUCUGCCUGCCCCCCCCUUCUGUGUGGCCAAGCUCCUGAAGCUGACACAGCUCUGGUGGGUGCUCUCACUGCUUUCACUGUCCCACCCAAGUUACCAGUCCUCAAGAAGAGCAAACACCUGCUCCUGGAGUCCCUCAUGAAGCGGAGAAUUGCACACCUGCAGUGGGGCCUUCCCCGGAGGAUCCUGGAGUCCUAUCUGUUGUUUAACUUCUUAGGAUCUUGUUCAUUGCCCCUUGCUGGGGUGAGGUUCCCCGGAUUAUACACAGGCCAGGAGCUCCAAGGGCAGCAGGAAAGACAUUGUGAGCCCCAGGGCUCCAUGCCAAGCCCUAAGACCCCAGAGAAGUUCCAGAGGGUUCAGCCCCUCAGCAGAAAAAGCUCAAAACUUCCUACACAGGCCCAAGCUCUGGAGAAGUAUAGACCAGACAGGUCAGAGUCCAGAUAUUUCCACCCAGCCUGAAAAGCCCAGGAGAGUCAUGCAACCAGGGGGCGCCAGAGACUCACAGGACAUCCAGGAAACUGCUCCUAGCGCCAAGCUCCCUGCUCCCAGG
Microcebus murinus (gray mouse lemur) is the source of this 4269-nucleotide messenger RNA. The record is from RefSeq and is a predicted model, not a curated record. Lineage: Eukaryota; Metazoa; Chordata; Mammalia; Primates; Cheirogaleidae.